UGUUAUACGGUGUACUCCACUUAUUCUGAGCAUAUAACUUUUAAUGUUUAGGAAAUAUGAAAUUGUUUCUCUUUUUGAUGAGGCAUGUUAAGACUGUUUAUAUUUUAACAAAAAACUUAUUAAUUUAUUGCUGAAAAAUGAUUUCCGAAUGUUGACUCACAGCGAGUUCCUAUCUUGAAUAAGCUGUUCACUUUAUAAUAGCAGUGUGUGCUUUUGGGGUCCACCUAUUUUGGACCAAACUAUGGGAAAGGUAUCAUCCGCAGUCUGUCUCUAUAUGCAUGUUAAUUGAGAUACAAGAAACUCAGUGUUUGGGAGUUAUAACUCAGAACAUGUGUUUUCAAUAACCUUUAGAAGAUUUUAUAAUAAAUUCUGAAACCCUCACUAUUCAAGAAUCCAUGCCACCUUUAACUUAAGGUCUUCUUCUCCAGUGCUGCUUUCUCUACAUUGUUAUAAUGUACAGUACAUCCAGAUUAUCUGCCAUGUUCUUUUUUUGUCCCUGAGCAUUAUAAAUACAAACAACCUCAUAAUCACUUUCUCUACAUUGUUAAACGAAGAAUACAAAACAUUUUGCCCCACAUAAGUGGCUUAUGUUCGAUUCUUUCCCUUUAUAUGAAUCAUCCUUGAAGUUAACUUCAAGUCAUUCCCAUUCCCUUUAUAUACUUUAAUUUUUGAUUUACCUUGAUUCCUCCUUAAGAUCAUUCUCUCCCUAUACCACCCUUCGUUUCUCUUCAUUUUCCUCACUUCCCAUGUCUCGUCCAGAAAAAAACCCUCAUUUUUCUCGACCAUCACAGCCUGAAUUCGUGAUAGAUGAUGAUAGAGAUAAACCACAUAUUUCACAUGGGCCACGCCAAAAACGUCGUGCCCAACCACCCCCUCAGGUAAUAGCUGCACCUAUACCUCAGAACGAAGAACGUGUUCCAUUACGACCACCACCUCAACACGAAGACCAUCUUCAAUCACAAGAUCACCCACCUAUUUCGCAAGGACCACGCUCAAAAAGAAGUCCAAGUAAAUAUCCAACAAAUCAAGGUUUGCGACCAGUUAAGUCCUCAAAGGUAAAUUUCCAAGAGCCACCUCCCUCUGCCGAAGCCCCUCCACCGCUGCCACCCUCCGACAAUCCUCCGCUGCCACGCCGUAAGCCCCUCAGUGAUCUCCGCCACACCGGUAUAAAGUUGCCGGAGGAGCAAAAGUCUCCACCUUUGACAUGGUUAGGUGCGUGCUUGUGUGUGAUAUUUUGGCUCAUCAUAAUCAUAGGAGGGUUGAUAGUGCUUAUAGUGUACUUUGUUUUUCGGCCACAAAGUCCUCAUUUUGAUGUGUCUAGUGUGACCUUAAAUGCUGCAUACCUUGACCUUGGAUAUCUGCUGAAUGCUGAUCUAACCAUGCUGGCUAACUUCACAAACCCAAACAAGAAGGUGCAUGUGGACUUCAGCUCUGUCAUCAUUUAUCUCUACUAUGGAAGCACCCUCAUUGCCACACAGUAUGUUGAACCUUUCUCUGCUGCAAGGCUUCAAUCAAGGUUUGCAACGAUCCACAUGGUGUCUAGUCAGGUUCAGCUGCCAUUGAGAGAAAGCCAGCGCCUUGUCAAACAGAUGGAGGGCAAUGGCGUGAUUCUCGAAGUGAGGGGAAUAUUUCGUGCAAGAUCAAAACUGGGAACCAUUUUGAGGUAUUCGUAUAAUCUCUAUGGCCGUUGCAGCGUCAUGCUAACACGUCCUCCUGAUGGCAUUAUGCUCAAAAAGAAAUGCAGAACGAAGCGCUGAAACACUCAUUUAGCACCAAAUUUGAUGAUAUACUUAUAUGUCAAUGUUCUUCAGAAUUCGGGGGUUUUGGUCUUCUUAAUUUGCCCAUUCCUCCUCCAAAAAUAACAUGUUCAAAGCUUAGCCUUUUUCCCCUCCCCGCUACAUGUAAUUUUGUUUCUUCUGGAAAACUAUUAGAGAUUGUUAUAAACUAAUAACAGCAUUCUUAACAAUAGUUCAUAGUAUGAAAAGUAGUAUUAUGUAGUUCCAACAAUGAAAAGGAAGCAACAUAUAUAGCUUCCUACUAAACCAGCCAAAGCAAAAAUUGUUUACA
Molecule: messenger RNA, 2067 nt
Organism: Vigna angularis (adzuki bean)
Lineage: Eukaryota; Viridiplantae; Streptophyta; Magnoliopsida; Fabales; Fabaceae
Exons: 1
Coding region: 747-1757 (336 amino acids)
Source: RefSeq, a predicted model, not a curated record